GCGAUUUUGGGAUCGAGCGCUUUGUUCGCAGACUCUGCGCGGGACUCUUCUGCUCACCAGCCGGUUCUUUCUGUGCGGUCCGAUCGAUCGUCGGAGGGAGAGCAUGGCGAGUCGCAACUUCGGCGCCGUUGGCCAGCACGGCGUAAAAUUAUUAUGCUUCGCGGUCGUCCUCGCCACAUCGGCCAGCUGCGUCGACGGCACCAGCACCAUUGACAUCGAUGACACCUCCGUGCUCCGAGUUGCGAUGAUAUCGGACCUGCAAGCUACCAGCAAGGACGAGUCAACUUUUUCGACUGGCUUGAAAUUUGGCAUGCAGUACAUCAGAGACCAUAUGGGCGGAAUGUCCGUGGGAGGGGCAUCAGGGCCAAAGCUCAGAAUCGAGGUGAUCGAGUACGACUCAAUGGGCGACUCGAGUAGCAGUGGACAAGUCGCCGAUAUGGUCGCGCUGGCUGUCAACGGCUCGGACAUGAAUGGCAACCCAGUGGGCGACAUUGAUGUGAUCGUGGCGGCCACGAGCUCGACGAACGUGGCCGUAAUCGACAAUGCUCAAAGUGCUCUCAUCCCGAAUAUCCAUGCCGGCGGCGGGAAUCCCGCCAUUUGGACCACCGACAACAACUAUGCAUUCGGCAUGCACCUACCGUUCCCUGAGUACACCAAGGGGCCCAUGAAGCUUUUCCAGCUGUAUGGCAUGAAGACCAUUGGCAUCAUCAGAUCCGAAAGUUUUGGCUUUGCCAAAAUCUCCACAGUUCACGCGCUGAAGUGGGCGCAGCAGGCGAAUCUCACAGUCGUGGGGCCCACUGCUGAUUGGUGCAGCAGCAACGCCGACUACUACCGCAGCUGCACGCUCGUUGACGGCAACUGCCGCUGCGGCGAACAGGAUAUCGCUAAUCAGUUCAAUUUGGGCAUUACAGUCACCGACGGGCCCACAUUCUACGAAAUUGUGGAUGACGGUAGUAAGCCUGGGCCCUGCACCGCUAGCGGGGAUUGCUCUCGGGGACUGCAUAACACGAACCUCACGAAUUUCCACAGGCGUGUCAUCCAGGAUAUGAAGAAGCAAGGUGUUCCCGACGUUCUCCUGAAUUUCGCCCACGGUUACCACAACGUCGUGCAGGCCAUGGUGGAAGAAGAGUUCGCUCCCAAGGUCGUAGUGGGCUGGCAGGGGGGAACGACAACGAGCUGGGCAAUUGAGAAUACUGGCACCCUGCAGAAGCCGCACGGUUACUGGAACGUGGGGUUUGGUCAGUGGCACAAGGCGAUGAGCUACACCGACCCCGUGUUCGGAUCCACGGCAAAGGCAGUGGAGAAUUUCGAGAGUGCGGACUACAGCGCGUUUCACAACGGGCUGGACGGGAGUGAACUGGGCUACGACACGGCCGGAGGAGUUGGCACGGCGGUGGUGCUGUACCAGGCUUUGAAGCAGUAUGUAGAUGCGGACUUCGUAAACAUGUCGAAGCAGGAGAGGCGUGAUGCGAUCCGAAACGGAAUCGGCGACAUGAAUGAUGAGACAAUGUGGGGGGUCGUCCGCUUCAACCGCUACAACCAGAACAACGGCCGCGGCACAGCUGCUUUUCAGAUCGUUGCUGAUACUACCAAGUGGCCAGUCCCGGACGCGGAGCAAUUGUGCAUCCUGCCAUCUGAAGCCGCGGAGACUUCUUUGGUGGUACCGUUCGCCACUUGGGAAUCGCGCUUCACUGGCUGUCCGAAUGGCACGUACAACAGUGGGGCUGAGUGUGAGCCUUGUCAAGCGGGCAAGGCUUGGACCAGUGAGUCGCCUGGCUUCUUCGUGGAUGGCGAGGAACCGCUGAGAAAUUGCGAGGAGUGCGAGCAGGGUAAGUACCACGACGAUAUUGGGGGGGCGACGUGCCUCGAUUGCAGCACGAACUCCUAUGCAAGCGCCACUGGCAUGUCCGCCUGCACCCAGUGCUCCGCGGGCAGAAUGCAGCACCUUACCGGUCGGACGAGCUGUUACAAUUGUGCGAAGGGCACCUUUUCGAACCUGACCCUGGACGAGUGCGAACCUUGCGCGGCAGGCACAUAUGCGGAUUCCACCGGGAUGGAGGUGUGCUUCGAAUGCCCCGCGGGUAAAGCGAUCGGCGAGCCUGGACAGUCCGCCUGCAUAAAUUGCGCGCUUGGCAAGAUCGCGAUGACGAUGGGGAUGGUUGAAUGCGAUGAGUGCCCAGGCGAUCUUACGACGCAGUACCCCGGUUCGACGCUGUCAAAGGAGUGCCAGUGUCCAGAGGGCAAGUACAGGGACAAGACCGACCGCACAGUUUGCCACGACUGCCCUGAAGGGAUGACCUGCGCCUUCGGGUCUGACGAGAUCAACUGGGAAGUCGCAGGCUCUCGCAGGCUGACGAUGAGCGACGCGGGCCCUACGACACCGCAGCUGCAAUCGGGCUUCUUUUCGGCAGAGUCGUCUCCGCUUUCCGUCUACAAGUGCCCGCGCGAGGACAUCUGCUCUUGCCCGGGGGGCGACCCUGGAGAAUGCUCCGGGGAAGGCGACAAGUCGCGUGUGGGCCUGCUUUGCUUCGACUGCCAGGAGGGCUUUGUGCGCACGGAGUGUGGCUGCGAGGAGUGCUCGCCUAUCAGUAAGGUCGGCAUCGUCAUGCUCCCCAUCAUCGCCUUCGGUGGCUGCAUCAUAUUGUACUACCUCGGGAACUCCGCCUACAGCACCAAGGGAUCGAUAUCUCUGACGUUCUUCAUAUUUGCGGGGCUAGUUGUCACCGUGCUCUGGCUGUGCGCCAUCAUGAACGACCUCGCGGUUCCCUGGCCAUCGGCGCAGAAGUCGGUGUUCAAGACGUUGUCGGUCUUCUCACUGAACCCAGACGCGUUGGCGCUCGAGUGCGGCAUCGGCACAGACCCCGUCUUGUCGUACACGCUGCGGUGCAUCCUCCCGCUCGCCAUCAUCCUCGCGGUCGUGAUCUGCUUCGGUAUUUCCAAGGUGGUCGCCUUCGCCAAACCGUCGCUUGGUUGGGAUAUCAACAAGUCGAUCAACACCAUCGGUGCAAUCUUCCAGGCCAUGUUCAUCCUGAUCGUGGUGAUCGCCGUCACGCCGCUGAACCACUACUCCCACCCGAACGGCAGGCAGAGCUUGGUCACCGCCCCGACGGUCAUGUAUGGCGAGUAUGGUGACUGGGAGGUAUUUCUGGGACUUGGUCUUGCCGUGCUGAUGGUUUUCGUGGUCCCGUUCUUUGCCAUCACCGCGUGGGCGACCGUGAAAGCACCGCAACUCAUGACGCAGGAGUCAUUUCCUAUUCGUUUCCGCUUCUGGCUGUAUCGCUUCCGUCCGGACUGCUGGUGGUGGGGUAUCCUGCUCAAUGUGCGGCAGGUCCUUCUCGCGUUCGUCUCAUCGGUGCCAGCCGACGAUCCGCACUCACAGUCCACCUACUUCGUGAUAGUUUUGGGAGCGUACCUGAUCUUGCAGACGAGAUAUUGGCCAUGGAAGAACCAUGAAUUGAACAUGGCGGAGGCCUCCUUGAUGGCACUGGUCAUGUUCAUGAUGAAGGCUGUAACGGCCUUCAUGCCUACCUCAACUCAGGACCAUCAUUCUGGAUUGCUUACGUUCUUCAUGGUGCUGGUUGUGGUGGAGAUCAAUAUCAUUUGUGCAAUGAUUGGUUGGGCGUUCUACAACAAGGUUGAUUUGGGUGCAGAGUUUUCGUUCCGCACUGGGGAGAAUCUGCAAGAGAAGCUGGCCGUCCAGUGGUGCGAUCUCGUGGACAAGUGCCGCGAGCUCGGCGACGGGGAGACGAAGAGCAUCGUGAAAUGCAUGAACGCCUACGAUGUCCAGAACGUCCUACAGUCCAUCAAUGCUUUUCACGCAGCAGCGCCAGAAACUUUUCCCCAGGUAAAGACGGACAGUCUCAUGAGCGACAUGGCGUUGGCGCGCGUCAUCUCCACUAACAAGGAAAAAGCGCAGCCCGAGUCGUCAAACGGCCACGGGGCAAGCCAGACAGAUCCAGUUCCUGAAGCGAAAGAACCCGAAGCGAAUGAAGCCUGAGACAGGACCAGAUCAGGCAGCUGAUACUAGUGAUGCAGGUCCUGGCCCAGCAGAUGAGGACCAACCCGUUGCUGUGUCCGUGAUGCAGAUAUUUCGAGAGUUCCCACGUCGAGAGUUCCCAUUUUUUGCAUUAUUUGUUGCAGCGUCUUUGGCAGCUCCCCAUGCAUGCUCUAUGUUUUUUGCGACGCGUCCUCCCCCCAGGCCUUCUUUGAAGGUUGUCCCCCACUCGCUUGGGAUGCAACUCCUGGGAGGUUAAACUCCGCGCGGGAGCAUCAUGUCAUUGCAUCUGGUUAUCGAUGAGAAAGCUCCGAUCGUCAAAGCUGCGCUUAUAGAUUUUGCGGCGACUGUCGCGUCCCACGGCCCUGCCGCAUUGGGUGCCUCCGCGCGCUCACCCCAAGCCGUUUUCCUCGCAGGCUGGGGUGCCACGUCGCAACCGAGGAAGGUCAAAUGCUCGGUGCCUCUUGUGCACCCGUGCUCGUACUCUCUCCCCGAUUCUUUCCCUCCUCCUCCACCCGCUCCUCCUCCCCCCCCUCCCC
This is a messenger RNA of Prorocentrum cordatum, 4533 nucleotides long. The record is from the annotation of a GenBank genome assembly. Lineage: Eukaryota; Dinophyceae; Prorocentrales; Prorocentraceae.